Messenger RNA from Stegodyphus dumicola, 1198 nucleotides. RefSeq names its product progranulin-like. Lineage: Eukaryota; Metazoa; Arthropoda; Arachnida; Araneae; Eresidae. The record is from RefSeq and is a predicted model, not a curated record. Gene Ontology annotation, cellular component: extracellular region.
AUUUUCUUUCAUUUGAAAUUGUAUAACAGUACUGUCUGAAUUACGUUUUAGUAAUAGAGGAAAACAUUUAAUGACGAAAAGCGUAAUUGUUCUAAUGAAAAUUUCUUGUUAGAUCCAUCACGUAUCAAAAGAGGAAAUGUUAUGAUGCUCUUGUGGUGGUUACAUACAAUGGUUCUAGCACACAUAUUUCACAGUUCAACUUCAAACUUUUGUGACAAGCACAAUAUUUGCGGCAAAGGUUACAAAUGCUGUGACGUAACCAGUGAAAGAAAGUGGUGCUGUCCAGAAAAUAAUUACACAAGUUGCUGCUACAGAUUUACCGCAAAGGCUCCAGUCAAAUCGCACGACUCAUUUCGACCACAUCUUAUGAGACUUUCAAAGUCUAGAAGCAAGCAAGACAUAAAACUGAGCAAAGACCAAAAUUUCAUCGACUUUGCAGAUGCUCCAGGGAUUUCUGAUAUUACAGUGUGUGACAGCAAAGAACAGCUUUUCUGUGCAGCGGGACAAACAUGUUGUAAAACAUCUGGAACGUGGAAAUGCUGUCCUAAAUUUAAUGGAACAUGUUGCGAAAAUGAAGAUUUCUGUUGUGCAACAGAAACAACAUGUCAAGGAUCGGACAUCUUGUGCCAAGAAGACAGACAUGGUCUUACACCAGCUUUAGUUAUGAAUAUUGCAAUGAAAUACAUUUGGUGUCCAGGACUAACUCAGAUAUGCCUGGACACAGACACUUGUUGCCUCAUCGGAUGUGACAGAUAUGGCUGCUGUCCUUAUACAGAUGCUGUGUGUUGCGCAGACUUCAUUCAUUGUUGCCCGUCGAACACAGUAUGUGAUAUUAAAGAGCUCAGAUGUGUUCCCAUGUAGUGUAAACACUGUCGCAGCUUCUCAGAAAUAAACUGCCAUGAAGUCUAUUGUGUCAACCCCUUCUGAAAAUGAUCGGUAUUUCUGAUAAACAUUGGUACUGAUAAAUGUAAUAUUAAUGUUUGUAAGAUAGAUCGCUUCGUGACCGGAAUGCUCUAACUCAAUACUUCUUAAACGUUUUCCAUCCCCGAUUCCUUUUUAUCAUCCAGCGUGUUUGAAGAUUCCGAUAUUAAAUAUAGAGUAAAGAUAAAAUAUAUAUUUCCCAUAAACAAUGUACAUGUGAAAAGAAAUACUUUCAGGAUUUGUUUCAAGUAUUAAUUAAAUUAAUGAAGGAAACAAU